Messenger RNA from Auanema sp. JU1783, 306 nucleotides. NCBI's taxonomy places the organism in Eukaryota, Metazoa, Nematoda, Chromadorea, Rhabditida, Rhabditidae. The record is from the annotation of a GenBank genome assembly.
AUGCAUUGGUUAAACGGAGUAUUCCUCGUAUUUGCUGCUUGUCUCAUCGGUCUAUCCUACUCUGCAAAUCCAUCAGAAGACUCAUCCCUUCUUCGUCAAACACGAAGCUUUCCAUACUCGGUAUCUUUAUAUCGAAUGCUAGGCCAUGACCGUCAAUUGAGGCCAUAUUAUGGUGAGGAUGACGAAGUUGCUGCUAUUAUUGACGGUUUGAAUCGAGAUGAAUCAGCUCCGAGACUCCGCAGAAGUGGAGAACAGUUAAAACGAUAUGCUUGCCGAUUUAAGUUUUGUAGAAUCUUCGAUGCUUAA